This is a messenger RNA of Vitrella brassicaformis, 1857 nucleotides long. The record is from the annotation of a GenBank genome assembly. Lineage: Eukaryota; Vitrellaceae.
CGAGAAUGGAGCAGUGGUAUCAGGUUGUGAAGAGAUCUGGCUGAGGUGCGAAUAAGAAGACGGAGUCGAGCCUCAAGAGAGAGGAAUGAGGCUGGAAGCAACGGCUGAGGCUGAAGGCAUGAACCCAACAUGCGUCCGUGUCGCUCCUCCUGCCCCGACUGAUCCCCCAGACGUCCUCAGACAAUCAGCUUCUAAAAUAGGCGUUCCAACGAGAAGGUCAGCGGAGUCAUCGAAGCAUCCAUCGGAGGCUGAAGGAGAUGGGGAAAGCGGCGCUCGGCUCUCAGAUAUUCCCACCACCGCCUCGACACCGGUCUCCACCCCUGCAGUGGACGGCCGAGUUUCAGUUGACGCGGGAGGUGCUCUGCUGCAGGGUGAUCUGUGGGGCUUUCUGGAGCUGGAGAUUGGCUGUAUGACCUUUCCGCUGACGGACUAUCCCCGGAGGCAUUUCCUUGUCGUCAUCGGCCUCGUCCUGAUCUAUGCAGUUUACUGGUCGGGGGGCCUCAUCCACCUUAUCCUUGCCAGUUCCCUCGGGGACGAAUACUCAUUCGCGGUGCUUGUGAUUCCAAUUGCAGCACCGUCGUCUGCGAUGGCCCUCGUUGGAUUGGGAAGUCUCUGCGCAUCGCCUUUUUGGUGCCUCACUCGAUGCGUCAUAUACUUAUCGAUCUUUCUCACCAUUUUCCUAUCCUGGAUCAUGUUGUUAAGCGUGGUGGGUCUUUUCAAGCUCGACACUCUCGACUUCGUAGUUACUUCCGCUCCCGACAGCCUCGGCUGGCGCGUUGGCACAAUGACGUGGGUGGCCGGUGCGGUGCUUCUGCAGUUCACCCUGUUCAUCGUCGUCUCGGAGCCUCGAGUCGUCCGUGCAUCGGCCACACCGACGGGUGGAAGGAAACUGGACGUCGACUACGACCGAAUCUCAUGCUGCGGCCGUCGGGCAAGGUGGAAACCGUCGGCGACGGCCGAGCGGAUAGCCAAGGCGCGGCAAACAGAGCCCUUUCUGUACCGAUCGGUGGUCAAUCGGUGGCUCAAGUGGAUGGAUUAUCUUACGUUCAUUCGCUUGUACAAAAUGCUGGCCGUUGUCGCGAUGGCCACCGACUUUAUGACUGACGCGGCGGUGGGAGUGGAAUUCAUCACCUGGUCGACGGAGGACAGUCACGAAAGAGACGCGCAAGGCUUAGAAGGAGAAGCUCAGCGCAUCCGAGCUGUCGGCUUUGUCAUCCUUGGGCUAUCGUUGGGUGACGUCGUGUCGGUCUUUAUUCACUAUGUCAUCCGCGGCACUCCAUCGCUAUGGCAACACCUCUGCAUCGUAGCCUUCGCCCUGCUGGAAGUGCCCAUCUUGGUGCUGACGAUUGUGUGGGCGACGGAGGGUAUCAAUUUGGCACUGGUCAUUGUGUCUGUCUUCUUUACUUCUAUAACGAUUCUUUAUCGAGUCGGGUCGUUCGCAUGGAGCAUGUAUAUGCGGCACAGAGACGAAAUGUCGAAAAAUGAUCAAUGAGGUGAGAAAACAAGGGCAAGGGGGGACUGAGAGACAGAUCUCUGUAGAAUGUGUCAUCUUGCUCAUGUGUGAUGUCAGCGAAAGCCAUCAGUGGUGUGAUGGCGCACUCUUUACAUAUGGAGGUAUUUUCUUCGUGUCCCAGUCAAUCGUCCUUUUAUGCCAUGAGAUGCAGCGUACGGUAUGGACGUAGGUUAGGUGUGUUCGGUUGAGUUUUUUUUGUAGUCCAACAGUGUGUAGUUCCAUGCCCUUCAGCUGGUUUUAGACGUGCUGUCACAUUCUUGCUGCUGUGGAUCGAUACUGUGUUCCUGGACCGACGGGGCGUUACGGAUCUUUCGCAUACACUCUGUGCAACCUCAAUCUGUUAC